Tarenaya hassleriana is the source of this 1557-nucleotide messenger RNA. RefSeq names its product pyruvate dehydrogenase E1 component subunit beta-3, chloroplastic-like. The transcript has 4 exons. NCBI's taxonomy places the organism in Eukaryota, Viridiplantae, Streptophyta, Magnoliopsida, Brassicales, Cleomaceae. Gene Ontology annotation, biological process: pyruvate decarboxylation to acetyl-CoA. Gene Ontology annotation, molecular function: pyruvate dehydrogenase (acetyl-transferring) activity. The coding region runs from base 126 to 1349 and encodes 407 amino acids. The record is from RefSeq and is a predicted model, not a curated record.
AGACAGAGAUUGCCGGUUCUUUCGAUUCUUCGAUUUCUCCGCUCUUCACUCUCUCGGAAUCGCCGUUUUCGUUCAUUUGAUUGUUCUUCGAAUUGUCGGAGAGCUCUGUGUUGUUUUCUCAGAAAAUGUCCGCUAUACUCCAAAGAGCCGGAGCUGCCACGGCUCUUUCGCCGUUUAAUUCCGUCGAUUCCGAGAAACUCGCUGCUCCUUCUCGAAGAUCUCUUCCAGUGAGGAGCAGGGGAUACAUUGUGGCUAGAUCUGAUGCGAGUAAGAACUUUGGUCCUGGCCUCAGAGUUCAUCGGGCUGAGCAAAUGAUCGGAAAUGCUGUUGCGACGAAAAUGGAUAGUGCUGCUAGCUCCACCUCGUCCAAACCCGGACAUGAACUAUUGCUUUUCGAGGCCCUUCAGGAAGGUCUCGAAGAAGAGAUGGAGAGAGAUGCCUGUGUAUGCGUUAUGGGCGAAGAUGUCGGCCAUUAUGGAGGCUCAUACAAAGUGACCAAAGACCUGGCUAAAAGAUUCGGUGAUCUCAGGGUUCUCGACACACCUAUAUCCGAAAACGCCUUCACGGGUAUGGGCAUAGGAGCUGCCAUGACUGGUCUAAGACCCGUGGUCGAGGGUAUGAACAUGGGAUUCCUCCUCCUGGCCUUCAACCAGAUCUCCAACAACUGUGGGAUGCUUCACUACACAUCCGGUGGUCAAUUCACCAUCCCGAUCGUCAUCCGUGGACCCGGAGGAGUAGGCCGCCAGCUCGGUGCCGAGCAUUCUCAGAGGCUUGAAUCCUACUUCCAAUCCAUCCCGGGAAUCCAGAUGGUAGCUUGCUCGACCCCUUACAACGCCAAAGGGUUGAUGAAAGCCGCGAUAAGAAGCGAGAAUCCUGUGAUUCUCUUCGAACACGUCCUCCUCUACAACCUCAAGGAGAGAAUCCCGGACGAAGAAUACGUAUGUAACCUCGAAGAAGCUGAGAUGGUGAGACCGGGAGAAGAUGUGACCAUUCUUACCUACUCGAGGAUGAGGUACCAUGUAAUGCAGGCUGCUAAGACUCUGGUGAACAAAGGGUUCGAUCCCGAGGUCAUCGAUAUCAGGUCAUUGAAGCCGUUCGAUCUUUACACGAUCGGGAAAUCGGUCAAGAAGACUCAUCGGGUUCUGAUCGUCGAGGAGUGUAUGAGAACGGGAGGGAUCGGGGCGAGUUUAACGGCUGCCAUCAACGAGAAUUUCCAUGACUACUUGGAUUCUCCGGUGGUUUGCUUGUCGUCUCAGGACGUCCCCACGCCAUACGCAGGUACGCUCGAGGAAUGGACAGUUGUUCAGCCCGCUCAAAUCGUUACCGCUGUCCAACAGCUUUGCCAGUGAUUUUUGCGUUUUGGAGCUCAGAGGUUAUCAGGUUUAACUUGAGAGUUAGCAGCUAUAGAUCUCUCGUUUCUUUGUGUGGGACGUUGUUUGUUAAUCUCUUUUGAGAAGUUUUGGUCUAAUCACCAUGUUUCAUCCUUUUCAUGUCUUAUAAAUGUUUGAGUUUAUUUGUCUAAUUGCUCUCUUAAAUCGAAUAAUUAAGCUUGAAUAA